This is a messenger RNA of Leishmania mexicana MHOM/GT/2001/U1103, 1086 nucleotides long. RefSeq lists its product as hypothetical. Lineage: Eukaryota; Euglenozoa; Kinetoplastea; Trypanosomatida; Trypanosomatidae. The transcript has a single exon. The record is from RefSeq and is a predicted model, not a curated record. Gene Ontology annotation, molecular function: protein binding. The coding region runs from base 1 to 1086 and encodes 361 amino acids.
AUGGAGCUCCUCGGGCGGGAGUCUGAAGGGGUGGCCUCCAUCGCGUGUAGUUCGGCGUCCACCACAUCCUUUGCCACCCUUUCAAGCCACGGCACGCUGACACUCUGGGACGUGCGCAUUCCAGGCAGGAAUUACAUGAAAUUUCGAAAUCCAAAUAGCGCCGCCGGCAUGGAGGCUUCUGAGCUGCGCUACCUGCACGACCGACACGCGGCUGUCGCACUGUGCGGCAAGACUGUCCAACUCUUUGACACGCGCAAGUGCAUCUCGUGUGUGUCUGAGUUUACUAGCGACAACGAGUGCGUCGCCUUCUUGAGAGACGAGCCACCGAUGGACUCUACUACGACGCUGAUUGUGGACGAGGAGGGCGGCAUGUUUGCAUACAACAUUGCGGACGGCACCCGGCCUCCCUACAUCGAGGCGUACGUCUUUGGUCAGCAGGAGCGCUCUCCCUUGCCAGAAUACAGCCGAUUCGGACGUCUAACAAACUACUGUAGCGGGUUGCACUGCGUUGAUCUUGCCCCUGGCGAAGGCGUCACCGGUACACGACUGCUCUUUGCUGUUGGAAUGGACGGCGCAGGCGCCCUCUACAGCGGGGCCGACGACGCGGAUUCUACACGAGUUGCGUUCUCAAUUGCGCAUGAGCCACCGAGCCCUGGCAAUGCCCAAAUGGUGAACCCGCCGCUCGUCAACUGCACCGCCAUCUGUGGUGCGCAAGUGGCCGUGGGGAGGGCAGACGGCAUGUACUCUGUCUACGAGAUUGAGCGGAGCGGGCUCGACGAGGCAAUGGCGUCUCCCGGCCACGCCAUCAACGGGCUGUGCUACGUGGACUGGGUGUCGCCGGAGGUGCUGCUGACAGCAUCGCUUUGCGGGGAGGUCACAGGAUGGGCUGUCGGCGCAUUCAUGGCGGGCAGUAGCGCGGGGGCGGAAGAGGAGGCGGAGGGGCCGGAGGUGGUGGCAGCUCUUGCGCAUCGAGAGGUACCCGGCUGCCAGCCAGCGACGGUUAACUGUGCUGACCGGCUUGCUGGCAUGCACUACAUCUUUGGUGAUCACCUAGGUGGCGUGACGUUGGCUCAGCUGGAUCUCUGA